This is a messenger RNA of Cordyceps fumosorosea ARSEF 2679, 1044 nucleotides long. Its product is annotated as Mob1/phocein. The record is from RefSeq and is a predicted model, not a curated record. Gene Ontology annotation, molecular function: protein kinase activator activity. Gene Ontology annotation, cellular component: cytoplasm; nucleus. The coding region runs from base 1 to 1044 and encodes 347 amino acids. The transcript has 4 exons. Gene Ontology annotation, biological process: cell division; signal transduction; positive regulation of protein phosphorylation. NCBI's taxonomy places the organism in Eukaryota, Fungi, Ascomycota, Sordariomycetes, Hypocreales, Cordycipitaceae.
AUGUCUAAUCUAUUCUCUGGGAUUAACGCCCGUUUCCGAGGCGGAUCGAACAAGUCCCCCGGCCCUCAGAAAAGCCCAACCACCUCAACUGGUCAACUGCCAAUCUCCGAUUCUCAGUCGCAAGGAAGUCAGUCUUCAGCCAGCCUUGCCCCCAAGGUGCCUCCGCUGCCAAACUCUCCCUCGCUCGCCCAGACCAUCGGCAUGGAUGAGAGCAACGGUACCAUCCCGAGCGGUGACGAGAUUAUCAACUCCUAUCAUCUCCCGAAGCCCCUGCCGUUAUGGCUCAACGCCAACUGCACCAAACACAUUGUCAAGGGCAACUUUAUGACCCUAAGUGCUCGACCGAAGACCGUUGAACAAGGAGAAUGGAUUGCUCACCAGGUUGUUGAGCACUAUCGAAACCUUUGGAAUUUCGUCCGCGUCGUCCACGAGAAGGAAGAGACUGGUCUUUCAAUCUGCAACUCCACAACAUGCCCUCGCACUUCUGCCGGAGCUAACCAUUCGUUUACUUGGCUCAACAGAGACCGGGAACCCGUCGAGCUGCCCGCAUACGAAUACAUGACUCUGAUGCAGCGAUGGAUUUCUGGCAAAAUCGACGAUCCGGCCAUCUUCCCUACCGACCCAUCUGGUGUAUCGUACGCUCAAAACCCUGCGACCACGACAACGCCGCUGUCACAAUUGUCCAACCCUGGCGAGAGGGAGUGGCUGGGCAAGCGAUCUGGGUUCCCUGACAAAUUUCUCGAGGUCUCUCAGAUGAUCUUCCGUCAGAUGUUCCGUGUAUACUCCCAUCUGUACUGGUCACAUUUCACGGACCCAUUCUACCACUUGAACCUUGAGAAGCAGCUGAACAGUUGUUUCUCGCACUUUAUCCUCACUGCUACGGCUCUGGACAUGCUGGGUCCUAACGAACUGGAACCCAUGCAGCCACUCGUUGACCUCUGGGCAGCGAACGGCACUUUCCCACCUGAGUCCAAGGCCUACGAGUAUGCCAACCUUCGCGCUGGAGAGCGUCUUUUGCAGCUGGCCGGCAUGGCCCAGCAGUAA